Molecule: messenger RNA, 1056 nt
Organism: Aspergillus welwitschiae
Lineage: Eukaryota; Fungi; Ascomycota; Eurotiomycetes; Eurotiales; Aspergillaceae
Product: oxidoreductase
Exons: 1
Coding region: 1-1056 (351 amino acids)
Molecular function (GO): dioxygenase activity
Source: RefSeq, a predicted model, not a curated record
AUGCCGACCGCUCGAUACUUCGCUCAGGCUCCCCCCUUUCCGGCUAAUACACCGACCAUUAACCUUCCCAUUUUCACAUUUUCUCGACUACAGUCUGGCAACCCAAUCGAAGCAGAGAAAUUAUUUGCCGCCUGCCGCGAAUGGGGGUUCUUCCUUCUCGACCUACACGACUCCGCAGACGGCAGGACUCUCCUUCACGAUGCAGAAUCUAUGUUCGAUCUCGAUACCGAACUCUUCUCGCUCGACCAGUCAACACUCGACCAAUACGCCUACAACGCGCCCAAAGACUUAACAGGCUAUAAACGGAUGGGCGCACUAAAAACCGACGACGGCAAGCUCGAUCACAUGCACCUCUACUCCAUAAACCAGGACGAUAUCUUGGGUAACCGUCCUCCCCGCACCAACGCGCCCCCGAUCGAGGCGCACAGACCCCAGAUCCAGGCGUUCAUCCGCCACGCUUCGUCGGCCUUGGAUGUAAUUCUUACAACCUUGGACAAGCAGCUUGGCCUCGAGCGCGAUACACUAAGCAAACUUGGUCCACUGGAUCACGAGUCCGAGACCUCUGUCCGCUUGCUAUGCAGUCCUCCCCACACAUCCGGUGAUGCGGAACGCGAUCGCAUCUCGUUAGGCGGACACACGGAUAUCGGCACAUUGACGCUGCUAUUCCACGUUAUCGGUGGCCUGCAGAUCCUCCCCGCGGGGCUCGAGAAUAAUAUGGAGAAUUGGCGUUUUGUUAAGCCCCUGCCAGGUUGUGCGUUGGUCAAUAUUGGGGAUACGCUGGUUGAAUGGACCGGUCAGCUACUGCGAAGUUCCUUGCAUAGGGUUCUAGCUGCUCCCGGGGAGCAGGCAUUCGUGCCGAGGCGGAGUAUGGCGUAUUUGGUGAGGCCGGCGAAGUCGGCGUCCAUGCGGAGAAUUCGUGGAGGGAAGAUACCGGCGUUAGCUGAGGGAGAAGUGGAGGAAACAAGGCCCGUAGAUGAAUGGGCGGCUUGGAGGUCGAAGCAGAUUAUGUUGGGGUUGUUGAAGCCGCAGACGAGAGGGGGUGUUUUUGAUGUGUAG